This is a messenger RNA of Hibiscus syriacus, 691 nucleotides long. RefSeq lists its product as uncharacterized. The transcript has 2 exons. Bases 1 to 681 code for a protein of 226 amino acids. NCBI's taxonomy places the organism in Eukaryota, Viridiplantae, Streptophyta, Magnoliopsida, Malvales, Malvaceae. The record is from RefSeq and is a predicted model, not a curated record.
AUGUUUUCUCAGUCGGCUGAGACUAUUGCAGCAAGAAAAGCGCCAGACACAAAAUGGACAGUUAAAAAGGAGGACCAGCCCACGGAGGAAGCACUUAAACCAACAGAACAUGAGUCUUUUGUUAAGGAUUUCGAUCCAAACCGUCCUCAAUUUCCUCUAAUUUACUACUCAAAUAAAGAUAGUAAGCCUCGACAGCCUGUCCAAAAUGAUAAAUCUUUUGUCAAGGAUUUCGAUCCAAACCGUCCUCAAUUCCCUCUUAUAUACUACUCGAAAAAAGAUAGCCAAUCUGAGGAGCCUAUAGAAACUGAUAAAUCUUUUGUCAAAGAUUUCGACCCAAACCGUCCUCAAUUCCCUCUAAUAUACUACUCGAAAAAAGAUGAUCAAUCUCAGGUGUCUACAGAAAAUGAUAAAUCUUUUGUGAAAAAUUUCGACCCAAACCGUCAUCAAAUCCCCUUGAUAUAUUAUGCGAAUAAAGAUGGUCAGUCUCAGGAGCAUGUUGAAAAUGAUAAGUCUUUUGUGAAGGAUUUCGACCCAAACCGUCCUCAAUUCCCCCUGAUAUAUUACUCGAAAAAAGAUGAUCAGUCUCAAGAAUCCGCAAAAACUGAUAAAUCUUUUGUUGAAGAUUCUAAAUCGAUGCUGUCAGAGGUUGAGAAAGCUUUUGUUAAAGUUGUUAACAUAUAGAUUAAGCAAU